AUGCUCCACGGCGUCAGGUUCCUGCGCUCCGCCGUCGCCGCCUUGGCCCGCCUCGCGCACGCGCUCAUCAUCAUCCGCAGCAGACUCCUCCGCCUCAUGCCCCUCUGCUCCCCGACGUCGACCUCGGCGAUCCCCGCGCCAUGGCAGCAGCCGGCGGCGGCGAGGGCGGCGUCGCCCUGCGGCAGCAAGAAGGCGCACCCACCGGUGGGGACGGCGCUGAUGGCCCUCGAUGACCCCAACAAGGACCAGCUGCAGGCGCUGUCGUCGGCGCAGACACCAGUGGUCGUCGUCGUUGUUCCGGCGCUCAAGCAGCAGCAACAGGCGGGCGAGAGAGCUGUGGAGACGAAGACGGCGGCGGCUUCCAAGGCGGCGAGGGGAAGGCGGCCGCCCAGGCUGGCCAUACCGGCGCCCAUGGCUUGCGCUCCCGGGGUCGACCCGUUCGGCGCGGUGGCGGACCUGGAUGCAGAGGUGGCCACCGAGCUGGAAGUGCAGGGCGAGGGGUUCUGCCUGGCCAGCAGGAGAGGGGUGAGGCACGCCAUGGAAGAUGGCUAUGGGGUCAUCACUGAUCACACCGUUCAAGGAGCCUCCCAAUUGGCGUUCUACGGUGUGUACGACGGGCACGGUGGCCGGGCGGCCGUGGAUUUCGUUGCCGACAAGCUCGGCAAGAACGUCGUCGCCGCACUCGCCGCCUCGACCACGGCGAGCCAGCAGCAGCAGCAGCAGGAGCUAUCGCCGUCGUCGUCGUCGACGCAGCUGCCCAAGACGAGUGCUGCUGUAGAAGAUGAGGCCGAGCAGGAGCAGGUUGACGCGGUCGUGGCGGCGAUCAGAGCGGCCUACCUGACGACGGACCGGGAGUUCUUGACCCAGGGUGUACGCGGCGGUGCAUGCGCGGCGACGGCGCUGGUGAAGGACGGUGAGCUCUUCGUCGCCAACGUGGGCGACUGCCGCGCCGUCCUCGGCAGCCGCAGCGGCGUGGCGACCGCGCUGACGAGCGACCACACCGCCGCCCGCGAGGACGAGAGGCGCCGCAUCGAGAGCUCGGGAGGGUACGUGAGCUGCGGCAGCAGCGGCGUGUGGCGCGUGCAGGACUGCCUGGCCGUGUCGCGCGCGUUCGGAGACGCGUCCAUGAAGGCCUGGGUCACCUGCGAGCCGGAGGUGUCGCGGCGCCGCCUCACCCCGGACUGUCGCUUCCUCGUCGUCGCGUCCGACGGCCUCUGGAACAAUGUGUCCUGCCAGGAGGCCGUCGACGUCGUCGUCUCCGCCGCCGCGGCAGGAACUGCAUCCUCCGUGGGAUCGUGCAAGGAGCUAGUCGCCUUGGCCAGGAACAGAGGGAGCCGGGACGACAUCACCGUCAUGCUUGUCGAUCUGCAGCAAUUCAUUUCACAGUGA
Miscanthus lutarioriparius is the source of this 1389-nucleotide messenger RNA. Lineage: Eukaryota; Viridiplantae; Streptophyta; Magnoliopsida; Poales; Poaceae. The record is from the annotation of a GenBank genome assembly.